CAACGAUUUAAAUUCAAGGUUAUUUUGGAAGUCUAGCAUCAAUAACACGUCUUUUUUAUUGUGGUCUCGGAGACCUAGCACGUUAAAUCCCUUUCAGAUAACAAGACAAAUUCGUCUGAAAAAACUGACCUGUCUUCAAGCCUUGUAUUCGAUCAUAAAUAAAAUUGAAAUUCAUAUCACGAAUCUGGUGUAUAUGUGUACAUGCUUCCUCCCUUGUCAUCCCUAAUUUUCUAAGUCUGAAUCAAGCUUAGCACAAAAAUGAGUGUAUACGGCAUUUAUGUGAUAAGUGAAUCUGGCUCACUACAGUUUUAUUAUGAUCAUUCUGAUGUUAACGUGGAAGUAGAAAAGAAAUACGAUUUCCCACUUCCGUUCCAUUUCAAAGCUAUGGAUGGUCGUAUUGUCGUAGAUUUUGGUGCAUGUGACGAUGUAAAGAUAGGGUAUACUGUGAUAUCUGUUGACGGCAUUACAGCUAAAGGCACAUCUCUGGAAGAUAACAGGGAUAUUUUGAAAGUUUUUUCAGAUAAAGACAACUUUCCACUGACUAUCAAACUUGGGAGACCUCGACUACGUCCAAAUGACCGAAUUCACCUUGCUAGUAUGUUCCAUCCAUUACACUCAAUGGCCCGACUUCUUUCCCCAAUUCCGGAUUCCAACUCCAGCUUUGUCGCUCCGGCUAAUGAUAAAAAGGCUCCACGAGUUUGGAAUUCUGGUAUCCAAACUUUGGAAACGGAAUGCUGCCGUGUUCAUUGUUUGGAAACCCAUACAGGUGUUAAAUUCUUACUUGUUACUGAUGUUAAAUUACCAGUGGCUUCUCGCGAGGCUCUCCGCAGGGUGUACGAGGCUUAUACAGAUUUUGUGUUGAAAAAUCCCUUUUAUGCUCGGAACCAACCUUUUAAUUACGAAUUCUUCGCUAAUCAAAUAAAAACCAUAUGUGAUCAAGUAGAAAAAGGAAUGUAUGUAAUUAACUAGUAUUUUAUUCCUUUGCUGAUUUUCAUUGAUUGCUUUCAUUCCACCAAACAUAUCACUUAGCUAUCUUCUAUUUUUAUUCUGACUUCUUACGAUUCUUUCUCAUUUGUCCUAUCUACUACCUAAGUGUUUUAAGCUAACUAGGGUGGGAGUGGGUUGGAGAAAGGUUAAUGGCAGUUGAGCCAAUAUAUUGCUCGUAAUGUGCGAUCAUUAGUCCAAUACUUGAAGACUUUCUUGGUUUGGGUACGCAACGUAAUUGUAAUCGAUUAUUUAUAAGCAUAAAGUAAUAUGCCUCAAAAUAGGUAACAGUGAUCUUCAUGUAUUCACUUUCGUCUUCCUUUUAGUAAUAUACACAGGAUUAUCCCUAAUUGUUCAUUUCAGUAGUUUAUUCUGACUUCCUCUAUAAGUUUUCUGAAACUGUUGAUACCAUUAUUUUCCGUUUUGCUUUCUAUCUCGUUAACUUCCUAAUAAUUAUGUGAAGUAUGCCAGUUUGAAAUGACACAUUUCUCCUAAGUCUUAGUGUUUAUAUAUUUUCUUUAACACUUCCUCCAAAAAUAUGUAUCAUACCACAUUAUACAUACCAAUAAACUUUAUUUGUUUUAUAAAAA
Schistosoma curassoni is the source of this 1574-nucleotide messenger RNA. The record is from the annotation of a GenBank genome assembly. Lineage: Eukaryota; Metazoa; Platyhelminthes; Trematoda; Strigeidida; Schistosomatidae.